Dioscorea cayenensis subsp. rotundata (Guinea yam) is the source of this 1455-nucleotide messenger RNA. RefSeq lists its product as uncharacterized. The record is from RefSeq and is a predicted model, not a curated record. Lineage: Eukaryota; Viridiplantae; Streptophyta; Magnoliopsida; Dioscoreales; Dioscoreaceae. Gene Ontology annotation, molecular function: RNA binding.
UAUCAAUGGCGGCUCGCUUCACCCUUCUCCAAAGGUUGAAAAGCUCUCAGCUUUCUCCUCUCCUUCAUCGCUUCUUCACCGCGAUCCCAGCCCAAUCCAUUGCCUCUUCCACUCAAGCUCUUUCCAGCACUCUCUCCCACUUCUCCCACUUCUCUAGCCUUCCUAUCCCUUUGAGGAAUCCAUUGUCUUUGCGGAGCUUCAGCCAUGGCAGCGUGAAUCUCGUCCUCUCCCAAGGGAAACCCAAGUUCGAGGUCAUCGAGCCGGAGCUCCCCAAGAAGGAGAAGUGGAGGACCAAGAAGCGGCUGAAGAUGCAGAGGAAGAGGGAGAAGCAGAAGAGGAGGGGGGCCAAUAAGACCGAUCCUAGACGUAUUCGUCCCAAGGGCAUCAAAAAGAAGCAGCGGUUCCCCACUGCUGAAUCCCGGCUCAAGUAUAAGAUUGAGAAGGCUAAAGCUAAAGAAAUGAUGCUAGUUGAAAAGCUGAAGAAGUAUGAAGUACCAAAAGUUCAAGGUCCAAUACCAAAACCAGAAGUUCUAACUGGUGAGGAACGGUUCUUCAUAAAAAUGGCCCAGAAAAGGUCUAAUUAUGUACCUGUUGGAAGGCGGGGAGUGUUCGGAGGUGUAAUACUCAACAUGCAUCUGCAUUGGAAAAAACAUGAAACUGUUAAAGUCAUCUGCAAACCCUGUAAACCAGGCCAAGUUCGUGAAUAUGCCAAUGAAAUAGCUAGGUUGAGUGGUGGAAUACCAAUUCAAGUUAUAGGAGAUGAUACGAUAAUUUUUUAUCGUGGGAAGAACUAUGUGCAACCUGAAGUGAUGUCACCUAUUGACACAUUAUCCAAGAAAAAAAGGUAUGCACUCGUGAAAUCAAAAUAUGAGCAAUCACUGGAGAGCGUGAGGCGCUUCAUUGCUAUAUCAGAGAAAGAGCUUGAACUUUAUUACCGUCAUGUGGCACUUUAUGGUGAUCCAAGCACUCGGAAUUCAGAUUUACUUUAUGCAGACCAAGCAAGAGUUCUGUGUAAUCAAGGAACAAACACAUCUGACAGAGUAGAAAUAGAGACCAACCAUUCCAUUAGUGAUGAUAUUAUCACAGAUGGUUCAGAUUCUGAAGUUAAUUCUGAUGAUGAAGGCAUAGAAACUGACAGCCAUUCCAUUAGUGAUGAUAUAAGCACAUAUAUUUCAGAUUUAGAAGAAGCUAAUUCUGAGGAUGAAGUACCGCAAGCUGAAGACAAUUUUGGAAGGUGAAAAAUUAUUGGAGCCUAAAGUUAUUUCAGUGGAUGAAGACGAUGUGCGCAACAAAUGGAUGUUGGCUGCCUGACUCGUGUCAACCACGAAAGUUGGAAUUGGGUUCAUCAGAUUCGAUGGGCGUAUUAACAAAGUACCAACUGCCUAUGUUGUUAUCCCAUCCACCGGUGAUUCAAACUGCACAUUUCCUUCGUAGAUAUGGUGGAAAUGAAACUAA